This is a messenger RNA of Coccomyxa subellipsoidea C-169, 1416 nucleotides long. Its product is annotated as amino acid transporter. The coding region runs from base 1 to 1416 and encodes 471 amino acids. The record is from RefSeq and is a predicted model, not a curated record. The transcript is spliced from 16 exons. Lineage: Eukaryota; Viridiplantae; Chlorophyta; Trebouxiophyceae; Coccomyxaceae. Gene Ontology annotation, cellular component: plasma membrane.
AUGGAGAAUGGCGAGCCUCACAAUCCUAAACUUUUGGUAGAUGAGAAGGGUUUCGCCCGCUCAGAUCUCGAGAAGUACGAUGACGACGGUCAUGUUGCCAGGACAGGUGGCUGGAUCACGGCCUACGCCCACAUCGUGUGCGCUGUCAUUGGCAGCGGCGUCCUGUCCCUCGCCUGGGGAGUCUCCUGGCUUGGCUGGGUGGCGGGCCCCAUCGUGCUCUUCAUGUUUGCAUGGAUCACCUGGUACUGCUCAGCGCUGCUCAUCGACUGUUACCGCUUCCCGGACGUUGAUGGGGAGAAGAGGAAUUAUACCUACAUCCAGGCAGUCAAGCGCUACCUAGAUGCCAACAUGGUGGGGACUUCCGUCGGCUACACAGUGACUGCUGGGAUUGCUGCCACGGCCAUUCGUCGCUCCGACUGCUUUCACGCUGACAUCAGCAACCCCUGCGAAAUCUCCAACAAUCCCUGGAUAAUCCUGUUCGGCGCGCUCCAGAUCCUCUUCUCUCAGAUCCAGGACAUUGACCGCAUCUGGUGGCUGAGUAUUGUCGCCACUCUGAUGAGCUUCACUUAUGCCUUCAUCGGCCUCGGGGAGUGCAUUGCCCAAGCCGCACAGGGGAGCACCACUGGCACGGGCACUGUUGGGGGCCUCCAGAUUGGCAUUGACACCACCGCCGCAGGGAAAGUCUGGGGCAUCUUCCAGGCGCUUGGUAACAUUGCCUUCGCGUACAGCUUCAGCUUCAUUCUGAUUGAGAUCACGGACACAAUCCAGUCACCAGGCGAGACCAAGAAGAUGAGGAGGGCGACAGUGUAUGGCAUCGCCACGACAACUUUCUUCUACGCAUGCAUCGGCAUCAUCGGCUAUGCCGCGUUUGGUAACAGCGCGCCAGGAAACCUGCUCAGCGGGUUUGGCUUUUACAAUCCAUGGUGGCUUAUUGAUAUCGCCAACGCAGCCAUCUUUGUGCAUCUCCUCGGAGGCUACCAGGUGUGGAUCCAGCCAUUCUUCGGCUUUGUGGAAGCAUCAGCUUUCAGAUAUUUCCCAAAGAGCAGGUUCCUGCAGUGGGAGCUCUUUGCUGUUGAGAUUCCCGGCAUGGGCCUGUUCAGGGCGAGCCCCUUCCGCCUGAUCUGGCGCACCGUCUACGUCAUCAUCGUCACAAUUGUGGCACUGCUGCUCCCCUUCUUCAAUGACAUUGUCGGCCUUCUUGGUGCAAUCGGCUUUGCUCCACUGACUGUCUUCUUCCCGAUCCAGAUGCACAUUGUGCAGAAGAAGAUUCCCAUGUGGUCUGGGCGGUGGUGCUUCCUGCAGGGCCUCAAUGUCCUCUGCUGGCUCAUCUCCAUCGCCGCCGCCAUCGGCUCUGUGGAAGGAAUCUAUGCAGACACUCGCAACUACACCCCCUUCCAGACCUCCUACCGCCGCUGA